CUCUAGAGUUCAGUGUACCGGCCGGCGGUGCUGCUAAAGUCCGCACAGCCAGUGGUGUUGAUCCGGAGCCGACUGACCGGUGAGGGGUACCGCUAAUACAGCUGGAUUAAGCCGCGUCUCCCUUUCAGACAGACUCAACGUUACCCCAAUAAGACUCUUCCUGUUGCAAUGUUUCAGGAUUCAACAGCAGGAAUAGGUCUACACAUCCUUACUCCGGUACACCAUCGGGCCUGAGCCAGUUGGAGGUCUCGCAGGUCAAGCUUUGGGGUCAACCCAGACCGCCGGACAUGCUGGCGGCCAUGCUGCGGCAGAGCAGCGGAGGCGGUGGAGGAGGAGAAGGAAUGGGUGGUGGGGGAGCAGCAAAGCUCUCCCUGUCCAUACCCCGCUUCUCCAACACGCACUUCUUCCCAAACUCAACGAGCAUUGGUACAACCACCGUGGCUGGGUCUGUGUCGAGUGCGGGCCCCUUCGGGUCUGGCCCGCCGGGCAGAGGGUCCAAGACCAGGGCCCCGAGCACUGCUAACCAUGGCUCUGAGGGCUCGGAAGUACCAGCCACUGCUAACCCCGACUAUAUCAUGCAACUGGUGAGCGACGUGCGCAAGUUUGCUGACGUUCUCUUGCAUCUAAAGGAAGUGUUCUCCUCUGAAGAGCACCAGGACUGCCUCCACCAGGCGGUCCACGAGCGCCUGGGCCAGCUGCUCUGCGUCCUGAAGACCGUCAUCGGCAAACACCAGAGCCUCAACUCCGUGGACAUCCUCAGCGCGGCUGGCAUCGUCAUCUCCAGGGUCAAAGGUGUGAACUUCAAGGAGGUUAAUAGCGACAACAAGAGGAAGCUGUUUGGCGAGAUCUACACCGCUAUCGACACAUUGGCAUUCACGUUUGGCAAUGUGGUGUCUGACUUCCUUAUGGGAGAUGUAGAGAGCGGUGCGGCGGUGGGGCUCGCCCUGACGAAGAGGAGCCGGUCUUUCGAGAACCUCUCUGUGGAAUCUGGAGGAUCCGGUCCAGAGAAAGAUGAUCCAACGGGACCCUCCCCCCCGGCGCCCACGUCACUGUCCCCGGCGCAGCCCGGGGAGGUGGACGCCGCGCUGCAGCGCAGCGACUCGGGCGUGGAGUCGGCGCUGCUCUACGCUAAGGCCUGGUCCAAGUACACCAAGGAGCUGCUGGUCUGGGUGGAGAGGCGGCUCGCCAUGGAUAUUGAGUGUGCCAAAAGUUACGCCAAAAUGGCCGAAUCUGCAAAGAACCUUGCGAGUCAACAGGAGUUCAUGGCCUUCCGCGAGAUCUACAUGUCAGCAUUCAGAAACGACAUUGAGUACAGCCAGCUCCUGCUUCACACCGCGGCCGUACUCCAAAGCAACAAGUUUGUCCUGCCUCUGCAGACCCGAAAGUCUGAGCUGGACAAACUGCGGAAAGAGGUGAAGGAGCAGUGGCAGAGGGAGCAGAAGAGAAUGCACGAUGCGGACAGCGCCCUGAGGAAGGCGCGUCUCCUGCGGGGCCAGCGGCAGGAGGAGCACCAGAAGGCCCGCGCCGCCACGGGCCGCGCCGAGGAGGAGCUGCAGCAGCAGCUGCCCCUGCAGCAGGGCGGGGCCGGGGGCCCCCUGGGGUCCGUGGGCCCCGUGGGGGCCAAGCUGGACAAGAAGAGGAGGCUGGAGGAGGAGGCGCUGCAGAGGGCGGAGGAGGCCCGGGAACACUGCAGAGCGUGUCAGAUGGACGUUGGCGUGAAGAGGGCCGACAUGGCCGCCACCAAGAGCCUGAUCCUCAGCCAGCUGCGGGAGAUGGUCUUCCAGUGUGACCUCACCCUCAAGGCCGUGACGGUGAACUGGUUCCAGCUGCAGCAAGCCCAGGUGGUGUCGUUGCCGGUCAACCACCAGAGCCUGUGUGAGCGGGCCAAGCUGUACGAGCCGGGCCAGCGCUACGUCCAGUACGUCAGCAGCCUGCCCGCCGGCCCCGACGCCUCCUCGGAGCCCAAGGCAGGGUCUGUGUUCUCCAAGCGACCGUUGACCGGAAGCCAUUCUUCUCAAUGCAACCUCUCCUCUGCGGGGUCCGGGCCCGCCGACUGCCUCAGCGCCGACGAGGUGGACAGCCCUGUCAACGCACGGCCCGCCAAGAUCUCUGAGCGCCGCUCCAACAGCAGCACAGACAUCCAAGCUCUGAGGAUCCAGGGCCCGUUCAGACCCUGGGCCUCGGCCAGUCAGGGUGGAGGGAUGUGCAGCGACUCGGAGAGCGCUGGAGGGAGCAGCGAGUCCCGCUCCAUGGACUCUCCCACCGCCAGCCCCGGGGACUUCAAGAGGAGGCUCCCACGGACCCCCUCCACGGGCACCAUGUCCUCCGCCGACGACCUGGACGAGAGGGAGCCCCUGUCCCCCUUUGAGAGCGGUCUGAACAUGGACAUGGGGACGGAGAUGGCCAGCUCCCCGGGGCCCUUCCGCAACACCCAGAUGUCCAAGGCGGCCCAGACACACAAGCUCAGGAAGCUGCGCGCCCCGUCCAAGUGCCGCGAGUGUGACAGCCUGGUGGUGUUCCACGGAGCCGAGUGCGAGGAGUGCUCCUUGGCCUGCCAUAAGAAGUGUCUGGAGACUUUGGCCAUCCAGUGUGGCCACAAGAAGCUCCAGGGGAGACUGCACCUGUUCGGCAUCGACUUCACGCAGGCCUCCAAGGACAGCCCGGACGGAGUGCCCUUCAUCAUCAGGAAGUGCACCUCGGAGAUCGAGGCCAGGGCGCUCAACCUGAAGGGGAUCUACCGGGUGAACGGCGCCAAGUCCCGCGUGGAGAAGCUGUGCCAGGCGUUUGAGAACGGCAAGGAGCUGGUGGAGCUGUCGGACCUCUACCCCCACGACAUCAGCAACGUGCUGAAGCUCUACCUGAGACAGCUCCCAGAGCCCCUCAUCAUGUUCCGCUACUACAACGACUUCAUCGGCCUGGCCAAGGAGAGCCAGGCGGUCAUCAUAGAGGAGCUGGAGGCCUCGCGGCACAGCCCCCCCCCGGAGACCCCCUCGUGUCUGCCCCCGCCCCCGCAGGUCAGCGUGGAGCUCAACCGGGUCCUCUUCAAGAUCAAGGACCUCCUCCGGCAGCUCCCCUCCACCUACUACAAGACCCUGCAGUUCAUCAUCCAGCACCUGCACAGGGUGUCGGAGCGCUCCGAGGAGAACAAGAUGACGGCCAGCAACCUGGGCAUCAUCUUCGGCCCCACGCUGGUCAAACCCCGGCAGGCGGACGCCGAGGUGUCCCUCUCCUCGCUGGUGGACUACCCCUACCAGGCCCUCAUCGUGGAGCUGCUGGUCCGCCACUACCAGAUGAUCUUCGACACGCCCCUCAGCCCCCUGCCGGGCGGAGGUGGGGAAGGAGGUGGAGGCGCGGCCCAGCCCCGCCUCAAGCCUCAGCAGCUGAGCAGGCACUCCAAGUCCCUGGGGGACAUCAAGGAGCAGAGCUCCAAGGUGUACAAGAGGCAUUCCUCCAUCAUCCCCUCCUCCCAUCUAUUGGCUGAGGUCAAGGAGACCAUUCCAGGGCUUGACAGGACAGACAGGACAGACUAUGAACCUGCUCCAGACACCGACUUCACAGACUCGGUCAACGGGGCGGCACUGCCGGGCGUCUCCCACCCGCGCCCCGCCGGCCUCAGCCGCUCCAGCCACGGGGGCGUGUCCCGCGUCCAGCUGCGCCACACGCGCAACAAGGUUUACUCCCGGCCCGCCAGCGUGCCCGUGGACCGGGCGCCGCCGCCCGCCUCGCACUCCCACCUGGACAACAACCACGGGCCCCUGAGCGCGGCGGCCCUGGAGACGGGGCCCCGCCCCAUGGAGGAGGAGGAGGAGGAGGAGGAGGAGGGGGAGGAGGAGGAGGGGGAGCCACGCUGGGACCUCGACGGCCCCAAGUCCCGGGCCAGCUCGCGGUACCGCAGUACGCUCAUCGACACACACACGCUGCGCCGCACCUGGGACCGGCAGUACAAGCAGCACGGCGACGGGGCCCCCAGGACUACCACCGGGGCCCCGGCCUGUGGCUCCCCGCCGACCGAGGGCCUGGUCCUGCCCGCCUCGGGGCCCCCCGUGUGCCUCGCCGCCGGCCCCCUGGGGGGCCCCGGCCGGCAGUACGCCGUGGCCGUGAGGCCCGGCAGGACUCUGAGGAGGGAGGACAACGUGGACGAGCAGAGCCUGGGGGCCGCCCCCUUCAGGGCCCCCCGGACCCUCAGGCCCCCGCCGGGCACCUUCUACAAACCCCCCUCUACCGGCGCCCGCGCCAAGCUGCUGCAGAGCUCUUCACAGGCCCACAGCGCAGAAGAAGAGGAGGAGGACGACGACGACGAAGAGGAGCUGGGGAUUGAGAUCGAGGUGUCGGUGGAUGAACCCCCGGAGGAGGAGGAGGAGGAGGAGGAGGAGGAUGAUGAAGAGCGGGAGUCCCGCUCCUCCUCCAGCUCCAGCCCUGAGGAGCUGGGCCAGGGCCAGGCGCGACCCCUGUACCAGAGACUCCGGCCCCGGCGGCUCCAGGAGGUGGAGCACCGCGAGGCCCACUUUGUGUGAAGGCCUGGGGGUGUCCACGGGCCUGGUUCACCCAGCGGCCAUCUGGCCCCUCUCUUGGCGUCACAGUACACAGUGGAUCGGGCCCGGUAGGGCUUUAGCGGCUGGGUCCUCCCAGGGGGGGUAUUCUGUGCCAUAUAUUGUAUAAGAGGAAGACAAAAGGACUGAAGACUGAGAAGAAAAAUGUGUGUGGAAACAUUUGUUUAGUUAUUAUAUAUAUAUAUAUAUAUAUAUAUAUAUAUAUAUAUAUAUAUAUAUAUAUAUAUAUAGUCAUACCACUUCCCGAAAGGCAAAACAGAAUGCACUUAUUAAACAUUUGCUUCAGCUCACUGUCAAACAGACAUUUGAUUGACCCGUCACUAUGCUUACUACUCGCUGGCCCAUAGCCAGACAAUAUUUAUAACCCUCAUUGUUUUUUAAAGAAGUGCAAUUACAUUUGACUUAAAUAUUUUUUGUAUUCUUCAUUGGUCAUUAUGUGUGAAUUGUUCAUGUAUACCAAAAAAGUAUGACUUCAACUGUUACAACGAUAUUAGCCACUGCAUUCAAGAACAGGUUGGGUGCACUUCGCUUGGCUGAUGAUCCGCUAUCUUUUAAACAAAAACAAUUCUACUUAGGGCAAAACAAAUGUUUAUACUAAGCUACUUUUUAUCCAAUCAUUUCAGUGAGAACUUGUGUAUGAAGCAAUUUAAUCUGUUACAUAUGUUACAGUACGUUGUCCCGAGUGACAUUCACAAGGGUGACAUGCCACAAGUUGGAGAGGUGUGUGUCACUUUAUUUUAUAUAUAGUUGACCAUAAAAUGAAAAACAUAUCUCUUUUUAAUGUGUCAAAAGCCAAAGUGGUUUCUCCCCAAAACCAUUUGAAUUGUAUCAAUAUCCAUAAUCUCACCAGGUGGUCACUAUAUAGAGAUGUAUGUGUCAUGUCAAAUGGUAUCUGUUUUUCAUGGAAAUCUGCUCGGUUGACACAAUGUUUAAUUACGUUUUGUUUGAAAUGCAAAUUAGGUACAUAAAAGCAAACGCCUUUUUGUAAGUUAUUAAAAAAUGUGUCAACCUCAAA
Molecule: messenger RNA, 5565 nt
Organism: Gadus morhua (Atlantic cod)
Lineage: Eukaryota; Metazoa; Chordata; Actinopteri; Gadiformes; Gadidae
Gene: arhgap29a
Product: Rho GTPase activating protein 29a
Exons: 23
Coding region: 288-4514 (1408 amino acids)
Biological process (GO): signal transduction; activation of GTPase activity
Cellular component (GO): cytoplasm
Molecular function (GO): GTPase activator activity
Source: RefSeq, a predicted model, not a curated record